AUGAAGAUACUUCGCCAGCUUGAAAGAGAAAAAGCAGAAUUGAAACAAAUUAUUGGAAACAUGAAUGAAACAUUGAAUAAUUUGUUGAGCUUUGGUAAAGGUGUGUAUGUCUCACUUCAUUCUUUAAAUUGGAACUUCAGUUUACAUGCAGUAUAAUAUUGUAAAAUUCUCAAUGUGUACGCGAUGAAAAACGAAAGUAUUCGUAGUAAUGCUCGUUAUAAAUAAUUAUUUGCUGCUGGUUAAUUUUGGAAACAUAUCGGUUAAAACAUUUAUAUAAAAUCACAAAAAUGACAUCAUUCUUUGACGUUGACUGGGCAAUCCCCAGGGACUGUUGGAACUUUAUAUUUUAGAUACACUGUGUUUUACAGACGCUGGCAAACUAAGGUGAAUCCAAAUCAAAGAAAGAAUACCUUGUUAUAUACAUUGACUAGAUAGAUGUUAUGCACGGAAUGACGUUCUGCUUUUAUCACGCUGCAUAUUCUAAUUAUACUAAUUUCUCAUUUACUUUCGAUCCAUAAUUCCAUAAACCCAGAUCUUCAUUUGUAUGUUUAAAAACUUCAUUAUAGUAGUCAGUAGAGAUAUCCGUACAAGAGAUGUGUGAAAUAAAGAUCGUAUUCCCACCGACAACGAUACUGUAUUUUUCAGGACAAUGUCAUGUGAAAUUUAUCGUAUUUUCAGGGUUUUGGUGGCUAUUUAUAUAUAGGGUUUCUGUAAUUCUGUCGUCGCAAUGUUGUCAGUUUAGGGCUCUCGCUAAUAAUAUAGUUAUAAAGAUUGUGAGUAUAAUUCUUACUUAACGAAAGCCCUAAACUGUUUGAUACUGCAUGAAUACAGAACAUGACCAUGAUCGGUGUACUUAUACAAAGAACAGUAACAGUAGAAUUACCUAUAUUAUACCUCCAAUAAUUUGUCCUGCGUUUCAUGCAGUAGGACAAAUAAUUACUUCCAAUUUAAUACUACGGACAUUCCCGGAUUUAACUUACGCUAUAAGACGGCCCAAAAAUAGUAAACAGAAAACACCCGGACCUGUUUGUCAUUUACGUGUAGACCACGGUUUACUGCGGGGAAAUGGGUAAAAUUACGGGUAAAAUUGCUGACAUCAGCAAAAAUUGGUAAACAAAUUGGCGAUACUCGUUCCCGUAAACCGGACCGGGGUAUCUUAACCUCUGUAAUAUUAUAAUUAAUAACUUGUCGAUUGCUCGGAAAUAAAAGUAGGGAAGAUAUUUACAGUCUCAAUAUUUUUUCCUGUAUAGAUGGAGUGUUUCCUGGAUCAAACAUACUCUUUGGAGAACAUGAUUAUGGUACAUUAAUAAAAUCAUGGAUUGGGAGAACUACUACAGCGAAACUGUGUUGGCGCGCAACAAGAGAUGGAUGGGCAAGCAGUACAUUCCACAGCAACUGUGACAACAAGAAACCAACUGUUACCCUGAUUAAAGUUGGUAGUUAUAUUUUCGGAGGAUAUGCUACGGAGUCUUGGGGCG
Messenger RNA from Paramuricea clavata, 1478 nucleotides. NCBI's taxonomy places the organism in Eukaryota, Metazoa, Cnidaria, Anthozoa, Malacalcyonacea, Plexauridae. The record is from the annotation of a GenBank genome assembly.